This is a messenger RNA of Harpia harpyja (harpy eagle), 1962 nucleotides long. Its product is annotated as WAS/WASL-interacting protein family member 3-like. The coding region runs from base 26 to 589 and encodes 187 amino acids. The record is from RefSeq and is a predicted model, not a curated record. NCBI's taxonomy places the organism in Eukaryota, Metazoa, Chordata, Aves, Accipitriformes, Accipitridae. The transcript has 4 exons.
GCCGGCUGAGGGCCGGGCUGCGCCUAUGGAAAAGCAAAGCUGGCAUCCCCCCGCCCCCCCCCCCCCAGCGAAGCCCAACUCCGGCCGGGCACGGCUCCUCCUCGCAGCCCGCAGCGCCCCGGCCCCACCGCCGCCUCCUCCCGCUGCGCCGCCUCCGCCUCCUCCUCCUCCUCCUCCUCUGCCUCCUCCCCUCGCCCGGGGCACCGGCGGCGCUGCGGAGGGGACGCUCCCGGUGCGGGGGCGGGGAGGGAGGAGGAGGAGGAGGAGGAGGAGGAAGGCUCCGGCCCCGCUCGCCCUGCAGCGCAACGGCGGCCCCCGGAUGGUGCUGGCUGCCUGUAAACAGCAUUCCGAGGGGGGAGAAAUCCAAACCCAAUUUAAUUUUCCUGUCUCAAACAUCACCUCUUCCCCCCGGAUUAUGUUGGAAACCAGCCCUCGAAGAGCCUCGGCCGAUGGAGCGGGCAGGCGGGGGCUCCUGCCAUCGUCCCUGCGCCGCUCGCUCGGCAGAGCCACCAAACUGCUGCGGACGCCCCUUGGCCCCGGCAGCAGGGGAAAGCUCGGCUUUGGGAGCGGGAGCAUCUCGGUGCCAUGACCCCAACGGCUUCCUCGGCACGGCGGUGUGGCUCUGCGCUGGCACGCCGCAGGCAGGUGCCGUCGCUGCGCUGCACCCAGCAGCACCCCGAUGCCGGGGGGGGGGCCCCCCAAAACACCCCUGUGCCAAUGGGAGUGGCACCCAAGGGUGGGGAGAGGACAAAAAACCCCCCGAGUCUAGCUUUGCUGGGGGGGGAGGUCAGAGGAGCAGGGAAGCCUCGCACCGGAUUUGGGGAGCAGAAAGUGAAAGUGGCUGGCAGUGGGUGUGGUGAGCACGUCAGGGCUCUGCACCCCCCCGUACCCCGCUGGCACCCCUGUCCCCUGGGGGGUUCAGUCCCCGGGAGCUGCCAGGGCCUGGAGAGGACAAAAGCAGCCGGUGAUGGCAUUUUGGAGCCCGAGCGGGAGGGGGAGGAAUCAUGGUGGAAUUUUAAUCAGUUGCCAAAGCAAACAGAAGCGCGGGGAGGUAACGAGCUACCUGCUCCCACCGCCGGCUCCAGCGCCGCCGCCUCGCCGCAGCGGGGAGGCCGUGCCCGGCCCCGAGCCCCCGUUCUCUCGGCGCACAUAAUAACGGGGACCGGGGCUCCAGAGCGAUACUGGGGGCCAAACGCCCUGGUGGCAGCCAUGGAAAAUCGCCAUUGCCCAGUUGCUCCGGUUUGACACCAGGCCCGGGUGUGGGGGUUCGCUCCUCCGGCACAGCCCUCGUGCCCGCCACGCUGCAGCGGGAGCCCAGCGCCGGCCCCGGCCGCUCCAGCGGCCCUUUGGACAUGGCGUUUGCCACAGUAGGAAAUGGUUUCUCCGAGGGUUUUGUUUGCCAGAGGAGAAAACUGGGCUGGAAUUUGCAAGAAGAAAGUUUGAAGGGAACGGCAAAGAAUUAUAUUAGUUUUCCAGAACGAGCUUCCAGUUGUGCCGGUGCACAGAGACGCGUCCUGAAGCAAUGCGAACCGGAGGCAUGUGCAAAAGUAAUAUCGGGCGAAGGGUCCCUUCUCCGGGAAAAGUUUAGCAACUCACAUAAUCAAUUGCCAGCCUACGUCUAUAGCUAAACCAAUUACUGCAGACAAAUUGGCAUGAAUAUUCGCCUCGCAAAGCUCUCCGGCCGCACAAAGGGCUCGCUUUCCCCCUUCCCCUGCCACGAUUUUACGAGAGAGGAAAAUUACUCGGAUGCUGAGCGUACUGUAAGUAAUAAGGGCUUUGAAAAUAGGCUCCUAAUUAAAAAUGAUACCACUGCUCGUUUGUUUUUAAGCACACAUUAAACUUUUUUUUUCUUCCCUGCUGCAUUCAAAUGUUGGGGUUGCUGGCUUGGGUUUUUUUGUGAAAACUGGCUUUCCGUGCCGUGAUUCUGGUUUGAUUUGACUCCCCCCGCCCCCCUCCGGGGUC